UUUGCUGCGGCUGAGGUGGCGGGGGAGGCGGAGGAUGAUUACUGUGCUGCUGCUGCUGAGGAAGUGGCUGCAAAUCGCCAUUAGGGGAAACGACUUCUAUAAUCAUGUUGUCUCUCGAAGCAGCAGGCGGCGGUAGUUCUUCUUUGUAGAAAUCAAUUGCGCGAGGCUUCUCCGACAGAUACAUAUCUAGUGCACAAAAUUCAGCUUUACCCCGAGCUGGAAACUGGGUUUUGUUGAGAACUGGAAAUUAACUUGUGGGUUCAGCAAGGAGAGACGAAAGGGCGGCGGAGUGAAGCCAUUGAUGAAGGUUGAGCUCUGUUUUUUGGUCCUUGUCUGUCGGUUGAGUAUGGAGGCGGAAGAUUGAUGGGAGGAGAAUUGGAUUUGGAAGCGAGCGGAAUAGCUUAGAGAGAGGGAGGAGGGUGCGUGAAGUAAAAGCUUUAGGCUUUGAGGAUUAACAGCGGAUAAUAGAGGGGAAGAAAUAGGAUGAGACGAGAAGCCAAAGGUCAAACGGCCUCGUUUAGGCGAAACCUCGGCAGCAGCAUAAGGAAAUAUCUCAGCGUCGACUCUUUCAUCAUCUGCGCGCCUCUGGCUCUGUCGUGUCGGAUCCCUCGGGCCUCAACUCAAUCCCUUUGCGCCAUUUUUAUUUUCCCAAGACGAACCUUCAAAAUGCUGUAGACGGAGAUGAACCGAAUUCUCGUCUCUUCUCAGCAAUCAAGAGCUUCUUUAUCUUCCGUCAAUGUUAAAGCCCUUUCUUCCAUUCCACUCUCAGCUCAAAAGAACAACUCCAGCAACCAAAAAUUUCUUCCAAGGCGGGGUUUCACCAAAACCGAGUCACUGCCUACAGUCUUAUACUCUUUGCAAUGACCAAUGCCUGCAUUACUAGAGUCAACCAUAUCCACCACAAGAGGGUCACAAUAACAAUAUCAUCAUCCUCCACAAAGACCUGCACCAAUCUCUCUGGCUGCAGAUUUUUCACCAGCUCACAACUGUUGAUAUCUCCAACACCUUCUUUCAAACCCCUAGCCUUAUCCGCCUGCAUCACCCAAUCAGAUGCACCUCAACGCUCGGAGGAAUGGUUUGCCCUUAGGAAGGACAAGCUGACCACAAGCACCUUUAGUACCGCCUUGGGGUUUUGGAAGGGGAAACGAAGACCAGAGCUCUGGCGUGAAAAGGUUUUUGCAUCAGAAGUUGAGUUUGUUCCAGCUUCAAAGAAUGCAAUGGAAUGGGGUGUGCUCAAUGAAUCAUUAGCCAUCGACCGAUAUAGAAGCAUCACGGGUCGUGAGGUUAGCUCACAAGGGUUUGCAGUCCAUGCACAAGAGAAGCUUGAUUGGCUUGGUGCUUCACCAGAUGGUCUACUUGGGUGCUUUCCUGAUGGUGGGAUAUUGGAAGUGAAGUGUCCUUAUAACAAGGGGAAGCCCGAGCAGGGUCUCCCCUGGUCGACCAUGCCUUUCUAUUAUAUGCCUCAGGUUCAAGGUCAGCUGGAGAUUAUGGAUAGAGAAUGGGCAGAUUUGUAUUGCUGGAUGCCGAAUGGUAGCACGAUAUUCCAUGUCCCCAGGGACCGUGAUUACUGGGAGCUAAUGUGUGGGAUGUUGAAGGAGUUUUGGUGGGAGAAUGUGAUUCCUGCUAGGGAAGCUCUUGAAGCGGGGAAAGAAAAAGAAGCUGAUUCAUAUAUGCCAGCAUCUACACACAAACAGACGGGGCUCGCCAUUUCUAAAAGUAUUAAGUUAGCUGCUCAAUGCAAGCUUCAGUGUAGGGAAAUUGCAGGCCUUGUUGAAUUCUUUAGGCUUCAUUCACCCUCCUUAUGAGAAGCAGAAGCAGAAGCAGGUUUCUUCCUCAAAUCUUUCAUCCAUUUCAAGCUAAGAAACUUCUUCCCAAUGCUGCUCUUGCUCCCAUCGUUCCCCUUCUUCUUGUCAUUCGAGUUCUUCUGCGGGGGAGGAUCGUCGUUGUAAUCCCAUUGAUCCGCCCACGAUAACCCGGAAUCCAUCUCCUUCUGCAAUGGAUCUGCCUUCGUCUUCUUUCUCCCUGCUCUAUAUUAGUUAUUUCCGAAAAGUUGUUCGCUUUUUCUAUACCAACCAACCAUUCAGCAUAGGCAUUUCAUCGAUCCCUAUUACUCUUCUAAAUUUGGCGCGAAAAUAUGCGAGUCACAGAUACCAACCAAGUGUAGCAAUUAUAUGCACAAGGCCAACUGCUGAGCC
Molecule: messenger RNA, 2195 nt
Organism: Linum tenue
Lineage: Eukaryota; Viridiplantae; Streptophyta; Magnoliopsida; Malpighiales; Linaceae
Source: the annotation of a GenBank genome assembly